GUGCUCCCUGGGAUCAGGAUCCUUGGAUUUCCCAUAGCUCCAGCCGCUCAAUUCCGGCAAUGACUGCGUGGAUUGAACCAUCUCCCGAAUACGAAGAUGACCAAGCAGGCAACUCUAGAAGCUUGCUGCAUAAGAAUAUAUACUUCACUGGGCCAGCUUGAUCUACCACCACCCCCCGGAACAGUCGUGCUAUUUAAGACUUCGCUACUCAAUACCAAUAGUACUCCAACCAGAGGCAAAACCUAUAAAACUGCUGCAAAAUGACUAGACCUCCUCCACUGUCCCAUCUUCUGGAGACUUGCAUCUACGUUCGCGAUGUCCGAACCUCGUCGCAAUUUUACCAACACGCCUUAAACUUACAACCCUUUUCAGAAACAGAUCGGUCGGCCGGAUUUGCCCUAGGGCCCAUCACGCUGCUGCUCUUUGGACUGGGCAAAACCGUCUCAGACGUUGAGACCGAGGGCGGGAGCAUUCCUCGACACGGUCCUAGCCCACAGCUUCUUUCCCAGUUCCUCUCCGACCAUGGCGAGGGCAUUGCUCUCCGGCAGCAUUUUUGUUUGGCCGUCCGGGAUCGCUCAGAGGUGCAGCAAUGGGACUUACACUUGCAGGCCCAGGAGGUUCCCAUUCUGAGCCGCGUGGACUGGGAGCGAGGCGGGCGUAGUGUUUACUUCAAAGACCCGGAUGGAAAUGUGGUCGAGAUCGGAUCUCGAGGAAUCUGGCCACACUACUAGCCUACAGAGAAGGUCUUUGUGUGACUGGGGGUCUCUGGCCUAACGUAUGGGGAAGUUCCAACUGUUCUGGAUCUUUCGAAUUGCAGUUUGAACUGGAGCUUUUGUGAACAUCAUUAUAGUGGAACAGAGUGAUCCGAUGUUGCUUUGUUGCUGGGUGG
Molecule: messenger RNA, 889 nt
Organism: Aspergillus steynii IBT 23096
Lineage: Eukaryota; Fungi; Ascomycota; Eurotiomycetes; Eurotiales; Aspergillaceae
Exons: 2
Coding region: 261-731 (156 amino acids)
Source: RefSeq, a predicted model, not a curated record